Messenger RNA from Tilletiopsis washingtonensis, 1450 nucleotides. RefSeq names its product NADH dehydrogenase I, D subunit. The transcript is spliced from 8 exons. Gene Ontology annotation, molecular function: NAD binding; NADH dehydrogenase (ubiquinone) activity; quinone binding. The record is from RefSeq and is a predicted model, not a curated record. Lineage: Eukaryota; Fungi; Basidiomycota; Exobasidiomycetes; Entylomatales. Gene Ontology annotation, biological process: mitochondrial electron transport, NADH to ubiquinone. Bases 49 to 1443 code for a protein of 464 amino acids.
CCACAGCCUGCUUCCCGCACCCUCCAUCCCCUCUCGGUCCCGCCCGCUAUGUCUCUUCUCCGCGCACUCCCGCGCACCUCUCUGCGCAUGGCGGCGCCGCUGCGUGCCUCCGGCGCCCGCCGCAGCCUGGCCACUGAGGCGCAGGACACGCGCCCGCAGGUCAAGGCUGCCGGCACGCUGCCCGUGUCGCCGGCCCUGCGCGCCCACACCGUCGAGGAGCUGCACGAGAGCUCGGCUGAGGAGAUCCUGCGCGAGGGCGGCACCCGCAAGGAGGCCAGCCUGCGCCACUUUACCGUCAACUUCGGUCCCCAGCACCCGGCCGCGCACGGUGUGCUGCGUCUUAUUCUUGAGCUGAACGGCGAGGAGGUCCUGCGCACGGACCCGCACGUUGGCCUGCUGCACCGCGGCACGGAGAAGCUCAUCGAGUACAAGACGUACACGCAGGCGCUGCCGUACUUCGACCGGCUCGACUACGUGUCCAUGAUGACCAACGAGCUGUGCUACUCGCGCGCCGUGGAGAAGCUGCUGAACAUCGAGGUGCCGGAGCGGGCAAAGUGGAUCCGCACGCUCUUCGGCGAGAUCACGCGCAUCCUGAACCACUGCAUGGCUGUGCUGUCGCACGUCAUGGACGUUGGCGGUCUGACACCCUUCCUGUGGGCCUUCGAGGAGCGUGAGAAGCUCAUGGAGUUCUACGAGCGCGUCUCGGGUGCGCGUCUGCACGCUGCCUACGUGCGCCCCGGCGGUGUGGCCUUCGAUCUGCCGCACGGCCUGCUGGACGACAUCCACAAGUGGGCUACGCAGUUCUCGUCGCGCGUCGACGAGAUCGAGGAGGUCGUGACGGGCAACCGUAUCUGGAAGCAGCGCACCAUCGGCGUCGGCAAGGUGACGGCGCAGCAGGCGCUCGACUACGGCUUCUCGGGCGUCAUGCUGCGCGGCUCGGGCAUUCCGUGGGACAUCCGCAAGGUGUCGCCGUACGACGCAUACGACCAGGUCGAGUUCGACGUGCCUGUCGGCAAGAACGGCGACUGCUACGACCGCUACCUGUGCCGUGUCGAGGAGUUCCGCCAGAGCCUGCGCAUCAUCGAUCAGUGCCUCAACAAGAUGCCCGCCGGCCAGUACAAGGUCGAUGACUACAAGAUCGUGCCGCCGCCGCGUGCCACGAUGAAGGAGUCGAUGGAGGGCCUCAUUGCGCACUUCAAGCAGUUCUCGGAGGGCUACAACGUCCCGCCGGGAGAGACGUACGCGCCGAUUGAGGCGCCCAAGGGCGAGAUGGGCGUGUACCUCGUCUCCGACGGCAGCAACCGGCCAUACCGCUGCAAGAUCCGCGCACCCGGCUUCGCACACCUUGCUGGCGGUGACUUCAUGAUGCGUGGCGCCUUCCUGCCCGAUGUCGUCGCCAUCAUCGGCACGAUGGACCUGGUGUUCGGCGAGGUCGACCGUUAAUGGCUGC